Pseudophryne corroboree (corroboree frog) is the source of this 2468-nucleotide messenger RNA. RefSeq names its product solute carrier family 5 member 11 (gene SLC5A11). The record is from RefSeq and is a predicted model, not a curated record. NCBI's taxonomy places the organism in Eukaryota, Metazoa, Chordata, Amphibia, Anura, Myobatrachidae. Gene Ontology annotation, molecular function: D-glucose:sodium symporter activity. The transcript has 15 exons. Bases 44 to 2044 code for a protein of 666 amino acids. Gene Ontology annotation, cellular component: plasma membrane. Gene Ontology annotation, biological process: transmembrane transport.
AAGGGUCAGCAUUUUAUAUAACGGAAAACAAAAGGUGUAGAAUAUGGACACCACCAGCCAGACUCUACGAAACACCAGCCCAACAGCAAACCCAUCUUCCAAGAAGUCCCUGGAAGUUGCAGACAUUGUGGUCUUAGUCUUGUACUUUCUGUUUGUCCUGGGAGUUGGUUUGUGGUCUAUGUGGCGUACAAAGAGGAACACGGUUCAGGGGUAUUUCCUGGCGGGAAAGGACAUGGUAUGGUGGCCUGUAGGGGCCUCCUUGUUUGCCAGUAACGUGGGCAGCGGACACUUCAUUGGUCUGGCUGGGUCUGGAGCGGCCUCAGGAAUUGCGGUCACUGCCUAUGAAUGGAAUGGCCUCUUUUGUGUCCUAGUGCUCGCCUGGUUAUUUCUGCCAAUUUACAUAUCCGCUGGGGUCACCACGAUGCCUGAGUACUUGCAGAAGCGCUUUGGAGGGAAAAGGAUCCAAAUUUACCUUGCCAUUCUGUAUCUGUUCAUCUACAUAUUUACUAAAAUUUCUGUGGACAUGUAUGCUGGGGCACUAUUUAUACAGCAGGCCCUCCAGUGGGAUCUCUAUGUGGCUGUUACUGGACUACUUGUGAUCACUGCAAUCUAUACAGUAGCUGGUGGCCUGGCAGCAGUGAUCUACACCGACACAUUGCAGACAGUUAUCAUGAUCAUUGGGGCUCUUAUUCUCAUGGUAUACGGUUUCAUAAAGAUUGGCGGCUAUGAUGUCUUGCAGGAAAAGUAUUUUGCGGCCAUCCCAAGUAGCCAUACUGGUAACAGCACUUGCGGGAUUCCCAGAGAAGACGCCUUUCACAUCUUUCGAGACCCAGUCAAUUCUGAUCUUCCAUGGCCUGGUGUGCUGGUGGGAAUGACCAUUCCAUCCCUCUGGUACUGGUGCACUGACCAGGUGAUUGUUCAAAGAUCUUUGUCCGCUAAGAACCUUUCUCACGCUAAAGGUGGCUCUCUCUUGGCUGCUUAUAUGAAGGUCUUCCCAUUGUUCAUCAUGGUACUACCUGGGAUGAUAAGCCGAGUCCUCUUCACAGAUGAAGUGGCCUGUGCAGAACCUGAGAAAUGCAAGGCUAUCUGUGGAAACCCAUCAGGAUGCUCAGAUAUUGCAUACCCCAAGAUGGUCAUUGAGUUACUGCCAACAGGGUUAAGAGGUCUUAUGAUGUCAGUUAUGAUUGCUGCUCUCAUGUCCUCACUGACUUCCAUUUUUAAUAGUGCAAGCACCAUUUUCACCAUGGAUCUGUGGCGAAACAUCCGCCCGCGCUCUACAGAGUGGGAGCUGAUGAUAGUUGGCAGGGUCUUUGUCCUCCUGCUGGUGGUUGUGUCUAUUCUGUGGAUCCCUCUGGUCCAGGCCAGCCAGGGUGGUCAGCUCUUUAUCUAUAUUCAGUCCAUCAGCUCUUACUUGCAGCCCCCGGUGGCCGUUGUCUUCAUAGCAGGCUGCUUUUGGAAACGUACCAAUGAGAAGGGUGCAUUCUGGGGACUGACCAUAGGCUUGGCUGUUGGCGUCAUCCGAAUGGUGUUGGAUUUCAUCUACCCCUCCCCAUUAUGUAAUCAGGCAGACACACGUCCCGGAGUCGUGAAAUAUAUUCACUACUUGUACCUGUCAAUGAUUCUAGCAUUUCUGGUCCUCAUCGUUGUGGUGGCCGUCAGCCUUUGGACAGAGCCUCCAUCUACAGAAAUGGUUAGCCGCCUUACCUGGUUCACACGUUGGGAUAAAGGAGAUGGAGGCCCUGUGGCAACGACAAGUAAUAUUACUAAUGAGAAGCAAAACAGCACUUUUGCCACGACUGAUCCCUCGGAUGGAACGGGCAGCAGUUCAAUAGAUGAAGUGUCCUGUACUGUCCGACUGAAGAAGGCCAUACUCUGGUUAUGUGGGAUGGAAAAGAGAAGCGAAGGGGAAGAGGAACAAUGCCCUGUCCCACUACAGUCACCUGAUAUUCUGCUGUAUGAGCGCCCUGUAGUGUCACACAUCCUGAACAUCAACCUCAUCCUGUGCACAAGUGUAGGCAUUUUCCUAUGGGGUUACUUUGGCUAGGCUUAAAUCACGCUAUAUUUCCUUAUGGCACAUGUACUUGCUGGACGGGGGACCCCAUGACUCUUACAUCGCUUAAAUUACCUUAUUUUGGACAAAAGAUUAAAGUUGUCCUGCUGAGCAAUGUGUUCAGACAACCUUCCUCUGUUACAGAAAGUUGGGUCAAAUGUAAAGUAACUAAAUGAUGUUCUCUGUAAGGGCCAUACGCAGACAUGAAGAUCCCCUGGGAGUAUAAGGCUGGUGAUAUGGCAUGGCCCCUUGUGAUUUAUCUAACAUUGUGUACACGUUACUUUAUCUAACACGUGUACUGUACAUCUACAGUGUGUUAUCAGAUUGCUUUAACUAAAACACCCGGUUACUAUAAGUCCACAUCUGCUGUAUUCGUCACCAAUUUAUGAAAAUGGCAUUUCCCUUAUUUGGAGAUUCG